Messenger RNA from Glossina fuscipes, 2245 nucleotides. It is a transcript of the gene verm, whose product is annotated as chitin deacetylase 1. The record is from RefSeq and is a predicted model, not a curated record. The transcript is spliced from 6 exons. Gene Ontology annotation, biological process: carbohydrate metabolic process. Bases 168 to 1772 code for a protein of 534 amino acids. Gene Ontology annotation, cellular component: extracellular region. Lineage: Eukaryota; Metazoa; Arthropoda; Insecta; Diptera; Glossinidae. Gene Ontology annotation, molecular function: protein binding; chitin binding.
CAACACCUAGUGUAAGCGUGGCUGUGUAUUAAGCAAGUAAGGCAAGCUAAGGUUGUUAUUUGAAAUAUACAGACAGCAGUGGCUAAGCUUCGGACAAAAAGCAAGAAAAUAAGUCUUUUGCAAAUUUAGUUUUUAUUUAAUCAACAAACGCGCAACACAUACGCAAAAUGACGCGUGUGUUGCCAGUUUUAGGCAUCAUCAUGCUAACCUGUACUUUGGCUACCAGCCAGGAUACGAAUGACAAACUUGAAGGCAUAGAUAUUGAAGAAGUUUGUACCGAUCGACCGGGUGAUGAAUACUUCCGCUUAGAUACAGAGGGCGAUUGCCGUGAAGUAUACAGAUGUGAUAAUGCCGGUGAGAAUGGCAGCACACGCUUAGCGUCAAUACGUUGCGCUGGCGGUUUGGCAUUCGAUAUAAUGAGACAAACAUGUGAUUGGAAAACAAAUGUCAAAAAUUGUGAUCAGAUUGAGAAACCACGUAAAGUCAAACCUAUUCUGAAGACUGACGAGCCCAUUUGUCCGGAAGGUAAACUAUCUUGCGGCGAUGGUGAAUGUCUUGAGAAGGAACUUUUCUGCAAUGGUAAACCCGAUUGUAAGGAUGAAUCCGAUGAAAAUGCCUGCUCUGUUGACGAUGAUCCAAAUCGCGCCCCUGAAUGUGAUCCUACUCAGUGCGCUUUGCCGGAUUGCUUCUGUUCGGCCGAUGGCACGCGCAUACCUGGUGGCAUUGAACCCCAGCAAGUACCUCAAAUGAUUACUAUUACUUUCAAUGGCGCCAUCAAUGUGGAUAACAUUGAUUUGUAUGAAGAUAUAUUCAACGGUCAGCGUCAGAAUCCCAAUGGCUGCUCCAUAAAAGGCACCUUUUUUGUCUCCCAUAAAUACACCAACUAUUCGGCUGUUCAAGAUCUUCAUAGGCGUGGUCAUGAAAUCGCUGUCUUCUCAUUAACACACAAAGACGAUCCGAACUAUUGGAGCAGUGGUACCUACGAUGAUUGGUUAGCCGAAAUGGCUGGCGCCCGAUUGAUUAUCGAACGCUUUGCCAAUAUUACUGAUGGCUCCAUAAUCGGUAUGCGGGCUCCAUAUUUACGGGUUGGCGGCAACAAACAAUUCGAAAUGAUGGCCGAUCAAUUCUUUGUCUAUGAUGCUUCGAUUACAGCCUCUUUGGGUCGGGUGCCCAUUUGGCCUUAUACUUUAUAUUUCCGCAUGCCUCACAAGUGUAAUGGUAAUGCGCAUAACUGCCCGUCGCGCAGUCACCCAGUAUGGGAAUUAGUUAUGAACGAACUUGAUCGUCGUGAUGAUCCCACCUUUGAUGAAUCUUUGCCCGGUUGUCAUAUGGUGGACUCAUGUUCUAAUAUAGCCACUGGCGAGCAAUUUGCUCGUCUUUUACGUCACAAUUUCAAUCGUCACUACAACAGCAAUCGUGCUCCCUUAGGUCUACACUUCCACGCUUCAUGGCUGAAAUCGAAAAAAGAAUACCGCGAUGAGCUAAUUAAAUUUAUUGAGGAAAUGUUAGGACGCAACGAUGUCUUCUUUGUCACCAAUCUGCAAGUUAUUCAGUGGAUGCAAAAUCCCACCGAAUUGAAUGCGCUUCGUGACUUCCAAGAGUGGAAGGAGAAAUGUGACGUUAAGGGUCAACCCUAUUGUUCAUUACCGAAUGCCUGCCCUUUGACUACACGCGAAUUGCCUGGUGAAACUUUGCGUCUCUUCACAUGCAUGGAAUGCCCCAACAACUAUCCUUGGAUAUUAGAUCCUACUGGAGACGGUUUCUCAGUUUAAGUCGCGUUAUGCAGUUGUGAAUUAUUUAUGUAAGGUUUAAGCUUUUGUUAGGAUUCUAUAUUUGCCUUUUUUUUUUUUUUGUUAGGAAAAUUUCUCAACAAAUUCUUUUUAAAAACCAGUUCAAACACAGAGGAGAAUUACGUUAAGCUAGUAAUUCUACUGAGAGUCUGAUAAAACAACAAAUUAAAUAAAUGAAAAAGAAAAAGUUACGAAAACAAAAAGUAAAAACUAUAUAUUAUAUAUAAAAUCGUGCCCACUCACUAUAUGCUCUACUAUACAUUCUCUGAUUUCCAUUUUCUUAUUCCCUUUCUUCUCUCACAUUUCAUUCAUAAUUUGAUCUUGUUAUUUUUCCCCUUGUUUCUUUCUCUCUUCUUUCUUUUUCUCUUUUUCCAGUCUCUUACUCUAUAAAUGUUUUAUAAUUUUCCUUUAUUAUCUCUUUUCUACUUUCUCGUUCCUCUACAUAUUACCGAUAU